Messenger RNA from Erigeron canadensis, 504 nucleotides. RefSeq lists its product as uncharacterized. The coding region runs from base 1 to 504 and encodes 167 amino acids. Lineage: Eukaryota; Viridiplantae; Streptophyta; Magnoliopsida; Asterales; Asteraceae. The transcript has a single exon. The record is from RefSeq and is a predicted model, not a curated record.
AUGUCUAAUUCAUCAUCAUCAUCCUCCUCAAGCUCUGAUUACGAAUCAACCGAAUACGAAUCAAUCAAUCGGGUUGUUUCCAAGAUGAAUGCAGUUUUCAAUCCCGAGGCCAUAGGCGCUUGUCUUAGCAUUAUCUUUGAUGAAAAAGAAAACCAAAGCCAAGCAGCUUCAAGUUCUUCAGCACCCAAGUUGACUAGAAGGGUGAUCAAUCGAGAUCACCUUGGUGCUGUAAUCCUUUUAUACGAUCAUUACUUUGCGCCUAACUGCAAUUACCCACCCGACAUGUUUCGUAGAAGGUUUAGAAUGCGAAAGGAAAUGUUUCUCCGCAUAGCGCGAGAUAUAUACUCCUUUAACAGCGUUCAACCGCUACCGAGUUUUUUUCAGUUUUUCCACAAAGGGCCGACGAAUGCUUCUGGUCGUCCCGGUUUUAACUUUUUCCAGAAAUGCAUUUCUGCAAUACGCCAGUUAGCGUAUAGGUAUAAGGCUGAUGCUUUGGAUGAGUAG